Molecule: messenger RNA, 1416 nt
Organism: Eruca vesicaria subsp. sativa (arugula)
Lineage: Eukaryota; Viridiplantae; Streptophyta; Magnoliopsida; Brassicales; Brassicaceae
Source: the annotation of a GenBank genome assembly
GGUUCUCCUCUCUCAUCUCUCUCUCUCUCUUAAAAGAAAGCAAAGAAGAAAGGUUGAGUAGACAUUAGGCAAAAAAAAAAAGAGAAAUCUUCGAUCCCCCAAAUUCGAAACUUUGAUCUUAGGGUUUGCUUAUAAUCAUCGAUUAUCCAUCGGUUACUCUCCGAUCGGCUCAUCUCCGUCUCGCCGGCGCCUGAUCGGAUCAUGGUGGUGAUUUUGAAUUUAUCAAGAUUUCGAUUUCAUCUCGGAUUUCUCUGCGGAUCGUGUGAUAAACUUUAGGGUUUUCGUUGUUAAUCGUGAAUAAUCGUGUAUAUAAAAAAAAGACUGGAUUUUUAGGGUUUGGGGAGGAUUAGAUUGUUGUUUGUGUUUGUUGUGUGUGUGUGUUUGAUCUUUGAGUGAGGAAUUAUGUAUAUCGAAGACGUGACUGAGAAGGAAGAGAAAGGGGAGAGAUCGGUGGAGGAGGAGGUUAGUGAUGGAGAUAAGGGGGUGUUGGUGAGGAGCAGUGGAGAGGUGGUUGUGUUGACGACGAAGAUGGCACUUGUUGGUGUUGGUGCUCGUGCCUUGUUUUAUCCUACGCUGAUUUACAACGUUGUUAGGAAUAAGGUUGAGGCUGAGUUUCAUUGGUGGGAUAGGGUGGCUCAGUUUAUAUUACUGGGAGCUGUUCCGUUUCCAUCUGAUGUCCCACGGCUGAAGGAGCUUGGUGUUUGUGGAGUCAUCACUCUGAAUGAGCCUUAUGAAACUUUGGUUCCAUCAUCUCUCUACAAAUCUUACUGCAUUGACCAUCUGGUGAUUGCUACGAGAGAUUAUUGUUAUGCACCUUCCAUGGAAGCGAUAUGUCAAGCUGUUGAUUUUAUCCAUAGAAAUGCUUCUCUUGGGAAGACGACUUAUGUUCACUGCAAGGCGGGUCGUGGCCGCAGCACAACUAUCGUCUUAUGCUACUUGGUGCAACACAAAGACAUGACGCCUGAAGAAGCAUAUGCCUACGUGAGGUCAAUCAGGCCUAGGGUGAAACUAGCUUCCACCCAAUGGAAGGCGGUUCUUGAGUACUACAAUGUCAGGGUGCUGAACACCACACAGAGUUCCUUAACUGAUGCAACCUCAGCUCUGAUCCCAAGUAGUACGAAGCAGGUUUGUUCUGGGAAUGUGGUUGUGUUUGAUGAUGGGUCGGUGGUGGUAGUGACCCACUCGGAUGUAGAAGGCUAUGAUGAUGAUGUCUCAAGGAGGUCAAUGAAUGUUGCUGCUGGGAACGAGUUAUGGGCGGCAGCUGCAGAUCUGAGCAUGGUGUACCGUGUGAAAGUGGUGGGACAAGCUGCCUUAGCGAGGAUCUCUUGCAUGUGGCUGGGCUUGCGCGAGGAUCAAAAGCUCUCUGGGAAAAAUCUUUCCAUGAGAGGUAUAAGCGUCGACAUUUCUGUCUACUGA